Molecule: messenger RNA, 8436 nt
Organism: Porites evermanni
Lineage: Eukaryota; Metazoa; Cnidaria; Anthozoa; Scleractinia; Poritidae
Source: the annotation of a GenBank genome assembly
AUGUACGAUCAAGUUGAUAUUUUCCGCGAAGUUUAUAAGUUUACGUUUAUAGGCAAAAUACUGAUAUUUAUCAACCCAGGACAUGUGGUGAUGGAAUAUUCUUCGUUUUCGGGAGUUGCUAGCAGACGUUCAAUUUUCUUGCAGAGUUCUCAACUUCCAUUCCUCCGUCUAGUGAAAUAUCAUGUAUAGUUGUGCAAUUGGUUGCUUUCGAAGACACGCUGUAAACAAAUUCGUUGGACCGGAUCAGGCAGUUCCUUGCAUUAACCGGUUUAUUGGGACACAAAAUAGUCCGUACAGAUGGUGUUUCCUAAGAAGAAAUUCUCAUUACGUAGCUCCCAAGAAUCGAACAUUUAUCGGUUGGCAAAGGCAGCGAAUAUUUGGUCUUUAUCUGCCUUCUAGAACUUCUCCCGUGCGUUCACGUUCCAGCACUAGUGGAAGUCUUACUAACAAUGGAAAAGAGGAGAAGCAAGAGGAGAACGUAAACCCUGCAAAGAAACAACUAAAAAGUGACGAUCUCUUUCGGAUAUUAUCACUUGCCAAACCGGAGUAUAAGAAUCUUGCUGGUAAAUUAAAUCUCUUUAAAGUUAGUUUUAUAAUUAAGAGCAGUCAACCAGCGAGAGCUUGCGUGUCACUCUCUCAUUUGACAGCUGAUAGGCGAUCAAAUAAGCAAUUGACUCUGAACUCCCUAUCUCCGUAAUAAGUAUAGUAGAUUAAGAAAGUUGAUCUCUUACCUUGUUUGUCCUUUCAUUUUUAAGUGCUAGUUUGGAUAAUAAUGCAAUACAUGAAUAGGAACUAUGAAUUAUUAUAGUAUGAAUGAACAAAAAUAUAUAUAUAAACAAAUAAAAUGCAUUGUCACAUCUAGAGACCUCUUCCAUCCUGUCCAUCUGGGGUAGGUCAAUGGGAACAAUAAUGGGUAACCCAAUACUGGCAUACAAAUUCUCCUGAUUGAUCUCCAACCAAACAUUUCUUGAGGAAUUAAUUUAGAUAAUUUGAUAAAUUCUCCUACCUUUAUCUAAUGAUUAUGUAUUUGUAUUUUAGGAGAAGAUUGAUUUUGAUCAUUCUUGGGAUUCAAAGGGUUGCUUACUCAGAGUUUAUGAACAAAGGUGGGGGGAAGUUUGAUUGAGAAGGUCCAUCACUGAUGCCAUUGAUCAUCUUUUUUUUUUUUUGCUAGGAGCCAUUGGUCUUUUGUUCAUCUCCUCAGCUGUUACCAUGUCUGUACCAUUUUGCAUGGGAAAGAUCAUUGACAUCAUUUAUACAUCAAGUCAAAAUCCUGCACAAAUGGUCGAUACACUGACAUAUGUCUGUAAAAUCUUGUGUGGAGUUUUCCUUUUGGGAGGAACAGCUAACUUUGGAAGAGUGUACCUUAUCCAAAUUUCUGGUAAGAAACUCAAAGUCUUUUCUCUGUCAGUCUUUUGACCCUUGUCAGUAUAGUUUGUAGUCUCCUUUUCAGCCGUGUGACCCUAAAAACAGCUGCAACGUCGACUAUAAAAUAGUUGGUUGCCUUAUGUAAAAUUCUGUAAACUUCUCCAGGCCAAAAAAUCAUCAAGAGACUGCGUGAAAGACUGUUCAGUUCCAUACUUAGACAAGAAACAGCCUUUUUUGAUCGAACAAGGACAGGAGAGCUGAUCAAUCGUUUGUCAGCCGACACCAUCUUGGUGGGAAAGGCUGUCACAGACAAUGUAUCAGAUGGACUGAGAGCUGUUGCGCAGUCUCUGGCAGGAGUAUCCAUGAUGGUGAGUUCAGUAAAUCUUUGGUCAAAGCCAUGAUUUUUUUGUCAUUUUGCAUCAACUGAAGGGCAGCAGUCAUAAAGAAGUAUAUGGGACUAGGGUCCUUACUAAAACUAUGAUGGGGACAGCAAUGGGAUCAUCAAAAAAUCAACAGGUUUAAAGAGCAAAAUAACAACUCUGCAUGUGCAUCACACUUUUUUGUAAAUUUCUUUGCUAUCCCAGCUCAACAAAUGAUGGAAAAGACCAAAUUUUAAAUUUUAAUUAAACUUGAGAACAUGAAUGGCAAUGCAAUAAAUUCUAUCAUCUCUGUGUGAAAUCAGGCAUUGUCCCUGCUCUUCAGCUCCAACCUAAAUUCCCCUUUAAGUAACAAGGACUUGGUACAAAAAAAGUUUGAAAGGAUGCAAAGUCUAUUUUUCAGCAGUAUUUUCAUGUCCCUAAUAGUAACAUAACAAGAGUUAAUUUAUUCGCUGCUUUAGAAACGAGAAAGGGAAUAGAGCCAAAAUGUGCCCCACAAUUGUUUUUGGGAUUGUUAUUGUGGACACGCUGGUCAGCUGUUGGCCAUUGUUUUUCCCCAUCCCCAGUAGCAGUCCGAGAAGUCUUUGUAAACCUUAAUUUGGACCAGUCUCCCAUCUCGUUUCUAAAGUGGUGAAUUAAGGGAGCAUAUUUUUUUCAACUUUUAGUUUUAUGUCUGCCCCAAGCUGGCUAGCAUUGUUCUUGGAAUUGUACCUCCUGUUGCAAUAGCCAUUGUCAUGUACGGUCGCUACCUUCGCAGUAUCACCAAGAAAACACAGGACUCUUUGGCACAGUCAACACAAGUACUAGUUUGCACUAAAUUGCAUUUUAUACAUUAAUAACAAGUAUCAUACAGAAAAAUAAUAAUGAAUUAUAAUAAUAAUAAUUAAUAAUAAUUAAUUUUUAAUAGUAAUAUGACCCCAACGCAGGAAGACAGGCAACAUGAGAUGAUUGUAUAUUUGACCCCUGGCAACAGCAACAAUUUGGAAGUGGCUCGUGGAGUAAAUUGAAGUUCAGAUUUUCCAAUGCACAGUGUAUCCCCUUUGAUAGUUCUGAACUUCUGGUUAUUCAAAGGUCUUGUACAAUACUGCACUGCUUUUUUGUUGCUGUAUGUUGAUUGAAGAACAAAGCAAUUGGUAAUUCAGUAUGUUGUUGGGGUAAAGAGUCUCCUGUUUGGUCAGCAAUUUAUUAAUCUAAUAUCUUGGUGUGGUUCAAUUUUGCCCUUGAUUUCUAUUAUAUUUAACAACUGAACCACAACACAAACAUGUACAAAAUUUGGAAAAGCCAACUGAUGUAUUUCAAAUAAUAAAUAAAAUAAAUAUUAAUUCAUUGUUUGUUGAAAAUAUUUUAUGCUUAUGUUAAUUUGUAGGUUGCAGAGGAGAGAAUCAGCAACAUACGAACUGUAAGGGCAUUUGGACAAGAAUUGAAAGAGAUCAAGAUGUAAUUAGUUUUUUGUCACAAUUUAAUUAAUGUGAAGAACAACUUGUAGUUUCUUUGUGCCACGUCACUGGCGUGAUCUCAUUUAAAGUUAGUCCUUUUUGUUAUUACUAAUACAAAUACAUGGCAAAAAUAUUGAAAAGAAUGAGGAGAGAAGCAUGUUAUAUUUGAUGUCAUUAAUUACUUUUUUGAUUUAGGUAUGCAGACAGUGUGCUUGAUGUUUUUAAUCUUGCUAAGAAGGAGGCUGUUGCAAGAGCAAUAUUCUUUGGAUUUGUAAGUUGGUUAUUUAGGAUUAGCCAGUCCAUCCCUUCUUCUCCUGCCUAGGGUUGUGCAUAAGGAAAUAUCCAUACAAUAAAAACCAAUUAUUGUCACUGGAGUGUUAGUAUGGUCCUGGGGAUCAAAGGAUGUUCAAGCAGCCAUGGCCAUCCCCAAUUUGGUCCCCUAAGGGGGUUUAAUUGAUUUCUAAUUUUCUGAUUAACAUGCCCAUCCUGAUUAUACAGGAUAGUCGCCCCCUCCCCCAUGAGAAAAGAGGGUUGAUGUAAAAUUGAUAUGGUACUACCCCCAAAAAACAUAGCUCGGUGUGGAUGAAAAAGUGUGACAUUUUGUUUGAUUUUAGACAGGACUGUCUGGUAAUGUUAUAAUGCUGGCAGUGUUGUACAGCGGCGGAAUGAUGAUGACAGAUGCACAAAUCACUGUUGGUGAUCUCACAUCUUUUCUACUCUAUGCCGGGUUUGUUGGUAUAUCCUUUGGAGGUAAAUAAUUAUUACAAAACUUUUGAAGAGUUUCCUAUUAGUCUAGGACAUUAAAUGUUUUGAACUAGACUUGGACUCCUAGAUUCUUUUUAUUUUGGCUUUCAGACAUAGAGGAUAUCCUCUUUAAUAUUGCAUUUUGUAUUUUUUUUCUCCGUUUUCUUUUGAGUAGAGUAGUUGAUAUUAGUGAUGAUAAUUAUGAGAUAAAUGGAAAAGGGCAUGAUACAGUGAAACUACAAUUAUUUCCUCUUUUGUGUAUUCAGGAUAAAGAGUAAAUGUAAAAGAGAGGAAAUGGGAAUAUUGUAUGCUACAUAUUAAUCCAACAGUGAUUCAGUUCAGUUCGUGGUAAACGUUUGAGAUGUGAUCACUCAAAGAGACCUCUCCAGCAGUAUUUUGCUCAUAAUAAUAUCUGUCUAUCUGCUUUUUUUUUUCCUUGUUUAAAUGUUUUAACUUUUACAUUCAGUGGAACCUCUACAACCAAGGCCUAAAGGAUUGGCAUAAUUUGUUAUAUAUUGUACUAUUUCUGGGACAAAGAAUAUCUUUGUUAUACUUAGGAAUAAUUUAUGUUGUAAAGAUGUUCGUCAUUUGGGGUUCCAUUGUAUUUAGCCUAUUCACUCCUGUGAAAUUUUUUCUAAAAUGAUGUAAAUAAGUUCUGUUAGUAUAUGACGUAACACCUCACUAAUAUCGCUGUAUAUAAUCUGCCCUUUCCUGCAGGCCUCAGCUCCUUUUACUCAGAACUCAUGAAAGGGAUUGGCGCAAGUGGUAGACUGUGGCAGUUAAUUGACAGGACUCCCACCAUUCCUCUGUCAGGUGAACUAACUUCUGACCUUCUGCCUGUUUUAAAGGGCCUGUGUCACUGCAGCUUCAUCUAUUAUUUUUUGUCUAGUUGGACCAAUUACAUUGAAACUUGAAAACAAUGAAAAUUUAAGCCAAAGAAUUAGUUGUAAAAUAUAUGAUAAAUCACAAGUUCACAACAAACAAGUUUAGUUGCCUACUGAACAUCAGUCUGUUUUGAAGCAUUUUCAACAGGAAAAGCUCACUAUUUUAAACGAAAAAAUUAUAGCCUUUGUCUUCUCUCUCUGUUUUAUACAUCCUUCACUUUUUUGCACAAGAUGGGAUAUGUACCUAUAAUCCUUUCUUAGUAUUAAAGAAUAACACCUUAGACGUUUCAGCUUAUUGUCUUCAAGAUCAAAUGUACUAAAAUCACCUACAAGCCUGUGUACAGCUGCCCCUGCCUAGAGAGAAGAGGGCAACUGUACGUAGGCUAAAAAUCACCAUUCUUUUAAGCAGCACAGUCCUGUAUGUUUCCCCUUAUUUAUAUUUUUAUUCCUUCAUCUAUUAGGGGAUUAGUCCUGUCAAAUAAAAUUUAAUAUUGUUUUGUGGUCCUGAGUACUCUUGGAUUAAUAACCAAGGCCCUAGCCUGCACCAUAGAUGAAACUAAUCUCUGGUUACUAACCGGGCUUAAAUUACGUCUGUGACGCAGGUUACCAAAGCCAAGUUUGAGCAGCAAACUUUACAGUCUGGUGAACCUGAUGCUGUAUUGUUCUUUCUCAUUAGCAUUAAAUUCGUUUCAUGUGAAGUUUAACAUUUGACGUGGCCUAACAGCAUUCCUAUCAUGUGUUUAGGAGGCUUACGACCAGACAUUCAUGACUUAAACAAGGGGAUCCUGUUUAACAACGUCCAUUUUUCUUACCCAUCUCGGUCUGACAUGCCAAUCUUCCAUGGACUCAACUUGGAGGUUCCUGCAGGAUCGGUCACAGCAGUGGUUGGACCGAGUGGGUCUGGGAAGAGUACACUGGGAUCAUUACUUCUUCGCCUGUAUGACCCGGAUCAGGGUCAGGUGAUCGUUGGAGGGCAUGAUGUAAAAACUCUCUCACCUGAUUGGCUGAGAGGUGCUGUGGGAACAGUUCAUCAGGUGAAUGAAUAGGCUAUUUCCAAUUUGCCUCAGUUUCAGAGGAGGCUAAGUGCUGUACACAGACAUUGUUUUCUCCUUCAAUUUGACAAUCAGCGAGCGCGCAGGCGAUGUGAGCAGGCAAAAACAAGCGCAGAACGAGAGAAAAAAAACUAUCUAAAUAUCUAUUUUCUUCUUCCUCAACCCCUACCCCCUUGAGCUAGCGGUUAGUAAAUCCCCCGCUUCUUUACAUUCUUACGCGCACUCAACGGUCCCUGAUGAGAAAAUAGAGCAAUCGAUAUGAAAAUUAUUUUUUACUCUAAUGCAAAUGAAACCCAUUUUCACAAGGAAGGUUUUGCACUUGAAAGUUUUGAAAGUGAGAGUUACUGGAACUCGGACAUGGUCUAUUUUCCUUUGGUUUCCAAAGUGGACAAAAAAAUUUUUCAUAUGUUUACUUUUCAGACCGUUUCAAGGAGAAAACUUAUCAAAAUGUUUUAAAAUUUUUCUUUUCCUUCAAGGAACCAAUUCUGUUCUCAUCUUCCGUUGCGGAUAACAUUGCAUAUGGUGCAGCCACAGGUCAACAAGUCAGCCAGGAUGAUAUUGAGGACGCUGCUGUACAAGCCAAUGCUUAUAGCUUUAUCAAGAGCUUCCCUAAAGGAUUUGACACUGUUGUGGGAGAAAGAGGACAAAUGCUAUCAGGUUAUAUUCAUAGAAUAGGGUUGAAUUCACCUCAAAGUGAUUAAAUCAAUCAGUCAUGCCCCUCCACUAACCCAACGUUUUGUUUUUUUUAGUAAGAAGUGAGGUGGUGUUAAUAUUGUGAUGGGGGUAGGGUAGGGCAAGCUUUACACACUGUGCAAAAUGGGAGGGGUGAGUCAGGGGGACUCUCUAAAAAUAUGCUUAUGGUGACUGGUAUUUUUGGUUGUUGGGGAGGGGGCAGGGGUGGAAAGCAACAACUAAUGUCAUGUAAAAGUACUUCUAAAGAAAGAGUUUUUAUGUGAUUGGUCAGACCAUAGGAUUCAAACAAAAAUGAAAACCACAAUGACAUACUAAAUAAAUAGUACUACAGUUGUAUGUAAACGAAUGCCUAAAGAGCGUACACCAUAGGUUAAGGUUUUCCAUUCAAACUGGCAAACGGUAGAAUUGCGCGUUAUGUCCUAUAAUUAAUCUUGCUUUGAAAUUAAAGUAACGAAUUUAAAUCUACUUUUGCUUGUGUUUUAUUCCCUGCAGGAGGUCAAAGACAGCGAAUUGCAAUUGCAAGAGCAAUUCUGAAGGUUAGUGAAGCUGUUCUUAUUUACUGGUCAUAUGUCAGUAAUCUUUCAAACCCUGAUAGACAUACAGAUUCUCCAGAGUGGUCUCAGUACAUUUGCUUACAGAAUUAGAUGAGAGAAUUUGUGUAAAGAUCAAUUCUCAUAACUCUUCUCUUGAUAAUUUAUUAAUAUUGUUAGGUAUAAAAAUUGAUGUUCAUCACUAUUAAGAAAUUUAUGUAGGUUACUUGCAGGCUCUCGAGUACAGGGCAAAGACAAGGCGAGAAAACAUAAGGAGGGAGGGGAGGGUGGAGUACCUGGAUAUAUCAGAGCGUAAUCAAACAAGUUCACUAAAAACUGUCUUUCUGUAAUUAUUUAGAACAGCAUAUUUUGUUUAGCAAAUGUUUAUGUUUUAAACUCAAUCUCUUUUCCCCUUAGAAUCCAUCCAUCCUUCUCCUUGAUGAAGCAACAAGGUAAUUGGGUCAUGCUAUUAAGAAGUAGAUUUGUUACAGCUGAUUUACCUAACUUAUAGCUAGUGAUUUAGGCAGUUAAAGGCGGUAUGAUUUUGAACGGCCAGGGCCAGGGCCUAGCAGCAACUGCGCCCUCACUGCGAUGUUCUCGAGUUUAUAACUGACAAGAGGCUUAUUUUGGCCCGGUGCAAAUGUCGCAGCCUUCACGUUCAACUUUUGGGUGGCAAGUGACUCAAAUGGCGUACUUACGUCAAAGCAAAGAAAUAAAUUGUAAGUCAGAGAUAUGGGAAAAGAUAUUUGAAAUUCAUGCAUUAGAUACGUAGUUUUACGUUUUUGAACAGCCCUUCUUGAAUAUCCGCCUCUUCAGGGUCAGAUAAUGCGAUGUUCCUUGCUACCGAACUUAAUUGUUCAGUCAAUCCGCACCACGGAAAAUCUGCCAAACAAAGCUGAUUCAAACAGCGCUUCUCUUUCGUACGUAAUUCAUUAGUUAGGUGCGGCGCGUGAUGUGCUCAGUUUUAAACGAGGCUGAGUCAAUGUUCAUUUUCUUGUAGUGCUUUGGAUGCCGAAAGUGAGCACCUUGUUCAGGAAGCUCUUGAAAGACUGAUGAAGGGUCGAACGGUCAUCACUAUUGCUCAUCGGCUCUCGACCAUCAAAAAUGCUGACAAUAUUGUGGUUUUAAACGAUGGACAAAUUGCCGAAGCUGGUUCUUAUGCUCAUUUGAUGGGCAAUCCGGAUGGUUUGUUCAGGAAAUUGGUUGAAAAGCAAACUAUUGGACUUCAAUAAAAACAGUAUAGGUCUCUAUCCAUUAAUCUAGUUUAGGAUGCAGCUUAAUGAGGUUACCCGCAAUGCAGGCAUUGAAAAAGGUAGGGAGAAAGGGAAAAAGAGAGGAGCGGGAAAAGCACUCCU